AUGUCUGGUCAAAGUGAUCUUGAUCGUCAAAUCGAACAAUUAAGGGCAUGUAAACUUAUUACGGAAGACGAAGUAAAAGCUCUAUGUGCAAAAGCCAGGGAGAUCCUUAUUGAAGAAAGCAAUGUGCAGUGCGUAGAUUCUCCGGUUACAGUAUGUGGUGAUAUUCAUGGCCAGUUCUACGAUUUAAUCGAAUUGUUCAAGGUUGGUGGAGAUGUACCGGACACUAACUAUCUCUUCCUCGGUGAUUUUGUUGAUCGCGGAUAUCACAGCGUCGAGACAUUCCUUCUUCUCCUUGCACUGAAGGUCAGGUAUCCAGACAGAAUUACACUCAUACGAGGCAACCAUGAAAGUCGGCAGAUAACAAUGGUUUACGGAUUUUAUGAAGAAUGUCUGAGGAAGUACGGCUCAGCGAUGGUCUGGCGACAAUGUACUGAGAUAUUUGAUUAUCUGUGCCUUUCUGCUAUUAUCGACGGAAGGAUAUUUUGUGUUCAUGGAGGCCUAUCACCUACAAUUACAACAUUGGAUCAAAUCCGUACCAUUGAUCGUAAACAGGAAGUCCCACAUGAUGGUCCAAUGUGUGAUCUCUUGUGGUCUGAUCCGGAAGAGACUGCUGGUUGGGGGGUGAGCCCCAGAGGUGCUGGCUAUUUAUUUGGCUCUGACGUUGUAGCCAAUUUUAAUCAAUUAAAUCGAAUCGAUUUCAUAUGUCGUGCACAUCAAUUAGUUAUGGAAGGUUAUCGUUGGCAUUUUCAUGAAAGUGUUCUUACUGUAUGGUCUGCUCCAAAUUAUUGUUAUCGUUGUGGUAAUGUUGCCGCUAUUUUACGUUUAAAUGAUCGAUUAGAUAAAGAAUUUUCUAUAUUUGAAGCUUCACUACAGGAUGCCCGGGGUAUACCAGCUCGUCGACCAAUACCAGACUAUUUCCUCUAA
This is a messenger RNA of Schistosoma rodhaini, 924 nucleotides long. Lineage: Eukaryota; Metazoa; Platyhelminthes; Trematoda; Strigeidida; Schistosomatidae. The record is from the annotation of a GenBank genome assembly.